UCCUGAUCCAAAGUCCAACUGUUGCAACAACAUGCAAUUUCAACUAGGCCUAAAGAAAGGACGAGAAAGGAUUUAUCGGGAUAAGGAUUUGAAAUCAUGGGCUCAGUACUCAUGAAGGAUGACUAACCUUCACCCGUGCAGGGACUGAUCCACCGAGGCCAAAGGAUGGUAAAAAGUGUCAUAGUAGCCUACGCCCUGUGGGCAGCAGGUGGUCCUUUGGGCCUUCACCAUUUAUACUUAGGAAGAGACAGCCAUGCUCUGCUAUGGAUGCUAACCCUGGGAGGAUUUGGGUUUGGCUGGGUCAGAGAGGUCAUACGUAUUCCCGCAUAUGUUAAUGAAGCCAAUCGAGACGGAGACAAAGAGAGAAAAACACCUCCCAUCUCAGGCCUUCCACCUGUAAGCCCUGUCAGAUUCAUUGGGCAGGUGUGUGUUGGAAUCUACUUUGGCACGGUGGCUCUGAUUGGACUGAACUCCCUCAGUUUCUUCUACUUGAUCGUCCUGCCUUUAUGUGUGGGUGCAGGGGUGCAUCUGGUGUCCUGUAUUGGUCAGCAGACUUCUGAUCUCCAAAAAACGUUGACUACUUGUCUCAUAACCUCCCCAAUAUUCUAUGGUAGCACCUUAUCACCUCUCCCUAUAAGCCUUGCUGCCAGUAUCACUGCUGCACAAUACCGAAGGGUCAAACCUCCACGGACACCUGGGAGCACACAGAAACUGGGUCCACGGCUUUACAAGCUCGGCCUGGCCUGGCUGGCCUUCUCUGCUCCACUGGGUUACUGUAUUUUCCAUAACACCACAGCCACUCUGUAUUACCUGUCUGACUGUGUAGCAGCACUGCUGGAUAUUUUCUGGUUUCUCCCUUGGCUCAGAAAUGUGUUAGAGUACAUUCUUUUAAUUCCAUAUCGGGUCUUGUGUGUUCUUACUGGAGGGGGGUACUACGAAGACGCUUGGAGGAAGGUGCUGGAAAUACUGCUCAAAGAGUAUACUGAGAGAGAAAGAGAGGCACUGCAGGUAUUGUCAUUAGAAGUAGAGGCCUCUCUUGAAGACAUAACCCACAGCUAUAGGGAGCUGGCCAAGACAUGGCAUCCGGACCACAACCCCAGCAAGGAUGCUGAAGCGAUGUUUCUGAAGAUCAAUGAGGCUUAUGAGGUCCUUCUGCGACGGCACAGACCUCAUCGAUUCAAAUAGUUGCCCUUCAUUUCUCUCUGAGUGGCCUGAAUGUUUACAAGGGCAAAGUGAGACUCUUGAUGGCAUUGUUUGUCAGUCACUGUGUUUCUAUUCUUCAGUGUUGCAUGCACAGAGACUCUCAUAGCAUUUCACAGAUGUCUGAUUGGUUACUGACAGCACUUUGCUGCCACGUAGUGGUACUGAAUGUGUACUACCGCCAUAAACUAUUUCCUCACAA
This is a messenger RNA of Epinephelus fuscoguttatus (brown-marbled grouper), 1402 nucleotides long. It is a transcript of the gene dnajc22, whose product is annotated as DnaJ (Hsp40) homolog, subfamily C, member 22. Bases 166 to 1185 code for a protein of 339 amino acids. Gene Ontology annotation, biological process: endocytosis. Gene Ontology annotation, cellular component: early endosome; plasma membrane. The transcript is spliced from 4 exons. The record is from RefSeq and is a predicted model, not a curated record. NCBI's taxonomy places the organism in Eukaryota, Metazoa, Chordata, Actinopteri, Perciformes, Serranidae.